This is a messenger RNA of Clarias gariepinus (North African catfish), 3100 nucleotides long. RefSeq names its product dynein, axonemal, intermediate chain 1, paralog 2 (gene dnai1.2). Gene Ontology annotation, biological process: outer dynein arm assembly; cilium movement. The record is from RefSeq and is a predicted model, not a curated record. The coding region runs from base 17 to 2122 and encodes 701 amino acids. Lineage: Eukaryota; Metazoa; Chordata; Actinopteri; Siluriformes; Clariidae. Gene Ontology annotation, molecular function: dynein heavy chain binding; dynein light chain binding. The transcript has 20 exons. Gene Ontology annotation, cellular component: outer dynein arm.
GGAGCUGAAAACCAAGAUGCCGGUCGCUCAGAAACCUGUGACUGUUCGGUCCGUGCGGGGAUCCAUCACUCAGUCCCUGUUAAAAGCCCCUUCUGUAAAGGGAGGCAAAAUCACCAGCAAAAAGAGGGAUGAUGAGGACGGAACAGACACCGGAGACGGAGACGAGUGGACGCAGGGAAGGACUUUGGUUAAACCUCCAGACCAGCUGAACCUGACUGAGGCGGAGCUGAAAGAGGAGUUCACAAGAAUACUGACAGCAAACAAUCCGCACGCUCCGCAGAAUAUAGUCAGAUACAGCUUCAAAGAACGCUCGUAUAAGCCGAUCAGUAGCGUGGACCAGUUGGCUGUUCACUUCGUGCUGGAGGGAAACCUUCUGCAUAAGGAUUCUGAUGACGCUCGAAGGCAAAGAGCCAGGCAAGGCUUUGCAGAAGUUUCAGAGCAGACAACUACGGAGACAGAAAACGUAGUAGAAAACGAGGACACGCUGGCAGAUGGGGCUGAGGAUGCAGGUGAUGCAGAAGAUGGCAACGGAGAGGAGAGACCGGACAGCGUCGACAUCCAAGCAGAGAAGAAAGAGCGCAAAAUCACCAACCAGUUCAACUUCAGCGAAAGAGCAUCACAAACGCUCAACAACCCUCAGAGAGAAAGAUCCUGCCAAACCGAACCUCCUCCUCGUGCCACCUUCUCCGCUACAGUUAAUCAGUGGGAGAUCUACGAUGCCUACGUGGAGGAGCUCCAGAAGCAGGAGAAGAACAAAGAAAAACAGAAGACCCUUUCGUCCAAGAAGGAGGAAGACAAAGCCAGGAAGAAGACAGUGUUGGUGGAGAAUCAGAGUGACGAUAUCACCAAAGUGGCGAAGGUGGCCAAGAUUAUCGAGCGCAUGGUGACUCAGAACACCUUCGAUGACAUUGCUCAGGAUUUUAAGUACUUUGAGGAUGCGUCAGACGAGUUCCGAGAACAGGAGGGCACGCUUCUGCCACUGUGGAAGUUCCAGUAUGACAAAGCCAAGCAUCUCUCAGUAACCGCUCUCUGCUGGAAUCAGAAAUACCAAGACCUGUUUGCUGUUGGACUCGGUUCAUAUGAGUUCACAAAGCAGGGUCGAGGCAUGCUGCUCUUCUACUCCCUGAAGAACUCCACUUACCCAGAGUACAUUUUCCACACGCAAUCUGGGGUCAUGUGUCUGGACAUCCACAAAGAGCUGACGUACCUGGUGGCGGUGGGUUUCUACGACGGCAGCGUUGCCGUGUAUAACCUGAAAGAAGACAAACCUCAGCCUGUUUAUAAGAGCAACGCCAAGACGGGAAAGCACACCGACCCGGUGUGGCAGAUAAAGUGGCAGAACGACGACAUAGACAAGAAUCAUAAUUUCUUCUCGGUCUCCUCUGAUGGACGUGUGGUAUCGUGGACUCUUGUGAAGAACGAGCUGCUGUUCACAGAUAUCAUUCAACUCUCUGUAGAAGGAGCUGUUUCUGAAGGACAAGAGGACAUGACGAUUGCUGACAUAGCCUGUGGAACAUCUUUUGAUUUCCAUAAACAGAUCGACUACCUUUUCCUCGUUGGGACUGAAGAGGGCAAAAUCCACAAGUGCUCCAAAUCCUACUCGAGCCAGUUCCUGGAGACUUACGCUGCACACAGCCUGUCUGUCGAUGCCGUGAAGUGGAACCACUUCCAUCCGAAGGUCUUCAUCUCUUGUAGCUCGGAUUGGACGGUGAAGAUAUGGGAUCACACUAUCACGAGCCCGAUGUUCACCUUUGACCUGAACACGGCUGUGGGUGACGUGGCCUGGUCACCGUACUCCUCCACCGUGUUCGCUGCCGUCACCAUUGAUGGAAAGGUGCACGUCUUCGACCUGAGUAUAAACAAAUACGAAGCCAUCUGCCAGCAAGCCGUGGUGUCUAAGAAGACCAAGCUAACUCAUAUCGAGUUUAACCCCGUGUACCCCAUCAUCAUCGUGGGAGACGACCGAGGCAACGUCACCAGCCUGAAACUCUCGCCCAACCUCCGCAAGAAGCCAAAGGAGAAGAAGAGUCAGGAGGUGCCCAAGGGACCGGAAGUGGAGAUAGCAAAGUUGGAGAAGCUGUUGAGUCUACUGAGAGAUACUGACAGUCCUGAACAGAAGUAACCUACUGUACUGUACUGUACUAACACCUCAAGUGCUCUGAACCAUCACAUCAGUCCAGGAUUACAGUUUUACAUAGAACACGCACACACACGCACACACACACACACACAUAGAGAUAGCAAAAAAAUGUAGCAGGAAGAAGAAACAGGAAGGUCUAAUCUCUCUCCUGGCUUGUCACUAAGUAAAUACACUGCCUGGCCAUAAAAAAUAAAAAUAAAAAAUAAAUCAGAAGGGUGAAAUUAUUGGGCUGCAUUAAGCAAUGAAAACAACUAAGAAGAUUUGUAGUUACUGGAACUGGCUCAAGAAUAAUAAUAAUAAGAAGAAGAAUAAAACACUUAAAGUGCUAAAGAUUGGACUUUGGAGUAAUAGAAAAAGGUCAUGUGACCUGAUGAGUCCAGAUUGAGUGAUGGGUGUGUCAGGGUAAGAAGUGCAUAGUGUCCACUGUCCAAGCCUCUGGAGACAGUGUGAUGAUCUGGGGUUGCUUCAGUCGCUCAGGUCUAGUCGACUGACGAACUGAAUGUACUGAACCACCAGGUUAUCACAUCUAUGGAGGUUUUCUUUUCUCCCCUGAUGGGACGGCCGUAUUCCAGGACUCGGAUUGCGUAAGAGUGUUUCUGCGAAUCACCUUGAACUGGACACCACAGUGUGUGAUGUAAUCAAAGCUAAUUGCGACUGAAUGAAAGCUUUAGUGUGUGUGUGACUUUUCUUUUUUUUUUUAUCUUUUGGCCAGGCAGUUUAUGUAAUGAAUGAAACGCAACAGGACAUGAUGUUGGAGGAAAAUAAUCAAUAACAGUGUAGAAUGAUGUGGCUGACACAAAGCGGAAUUACUGUAACUACCGGACAUUGUUCAUUUUACACUAACAGCACUUUCACUCAUCUGAUAUUAGAGCAGUUUGCUGAUAAUGAUGAUAUUUCACUUACCGUACUGUGCAAGAAUCUGGACCUCGCCCUCACUAUAUUUAUAUUUUGCUUCCAAUG